Molecule: messenger RNA, 1818 nt
Organism: Monoraphidium neglectum
Lineage: Eukaryota; Viridiplantae; Chlorophyta; Chlorophyceae; Sphaeropleales; Selenastraceae
Product: pyridoxamine 5'-phosphate oxidase-related, FMN-binding protein
Exons: 9
Coding region: 1-1818 (605 amino acids)
Biological process (GO): pyridoxine biosynthetic process
Molecular function (GO): pyridoxamine phosphate oxidase activity; FMN binding
Source: RefSeq, a predicted model, not a curated record
AUGGCGCAGCAGGUCCCUGAGGACAGAUCGGGCCGCCAUGCAGCAGUGCGCCAACUUGCAGAGUCGAUGGGCAUGGAGCUGCCGCCGCUCGACUUGGACGAAGACUUGGCCCUGACAGACCCCAGCGAAGGGGCCGGCGAUGCCACAACCUGGGCCGCGCGCGCCCCGCCGCCCGCCGCGGCAGCGCCACGCGCCCCGUCGCCGUCCGCGCCCUACCCAGGCCCGCCGUCACGGUCACCGCGGGAGGGCGAGGUGUCGCUGGCUGGCUGGAACCCUGACUCGAGCCGCCGUGCGAGCAGCUCAGCUGGCGCGGGCGGCGGCGACGGCGGCGGCGACGUGGAGGCGCGGUCGGAUUACGCUGAGCAGGUGGCCGUGCUGUUGGAGGAGCGGGACGGCCUGGUUGACCGGCUGCUGCUGACCACGCAGAAGCUGCACGUGGCAGAGGCAAAGCAGCGCGAGGGGGAGGCCGCGAAUGCUCAGGUGCACGCGCUGCUGACUCAACUGCAGGACUGCCUGCGGCGCGCCGAGGCGGAGCGCGACCGCGCGCAGAAGCAGCUGCAGCAGCAGGCGCUGCAGGCGCGCCGCGGGGGCGCGUCGCCGGGCAGCGGGGCGCUGUCGCCGCUGCCGCCGCUGCCGCCGCUGGACACGGGCUCGCGGCAGCUCUCGUCAGGCAGCCCCAGCAUGGCGCUGAGCCCGCAGGCCAGCCUCUCGCACCCGAGCCUGAUCCCCAACGACAGCGGCACGCCCACCAUGGCCAGCUUGGUGGCGCUCGCCAAGGAGGCGGCAUCGGCCCUGCCCAAGCAGCAGGGCGCCCAGGCGCCCGGUAGCCCCAGCGGCAAGCACGGCGGCGGCGCGGUGGCCGCGGGCCUGGGCGUGGCUCAGCAUCUUCAGCAGCAGGACCAGCAGUCUCUGACCGGCGGCGGCGGCAGCUUGCCACCCGGCGAUUUGCAGCGGCGUGUGCAGGAGCUCGAGGCCGCCCUGCGGGGCCUGGAGCAAGAGCGGGUGUCCGAGGAGCGCACGCUCUCGCGGCUGCUGGGGCGCGGCGCUGGCGUCGGCCUGAACGCGAUGCUGUCUCAGGUCAAGGCGCCGCCAAGAGGCUUGCGCAGCACGAUGAGCGCAGCACCGACCGUGCCGCAGUGGCGCACGAUGCUUCAGCGCUCGCUCGGCAAGAACCGCAGCCUCGCCUAUGCCAGAUACGUUCAAUUAGCCACCGUGCGCCCAGACGGGCGUCCUGCCAACCGCACGGUUGUGUUCAGGGGCUUCUUGGAUGGCGCUGAUUCUUUGACUUUUGUGACGGACCGCCGCAGCAACAAGGUUUCAGAGGUGGCGUCAAACCCCGCGGCCGAGGUCGCAUGGUACCUGCCCAUCACGCGAGAACAGUACCGCAUCAGCGGCCGCCUGGACAUCGUCCAAGCGGGCAGGGACGACGCGCAGCUGUCGGCGGCGCGCGCCAAGGCUUGGAGCAGCAUGUCGGACGCGGCCAGGCUCCAGUUCCUGUGGCCGCACCCGGGGCUGCCUCGCCUGCCAGAGGAUGAGGGCCUUUUCCUGCAGCCGGCACCAGAGUCUGCAGGGGAGCCUGUGUCCGACUUUUGCCUGGUGGUGCUGCAUGUCGAUGAGGUUGAUUACAUCAACCUGAAACAGAAUCGGCGCAUCAGCUUCGCGCGGGCGGCAGCAGCAGGGUCGCAGGGGGGUGAGGGCCAGGGGCCCGCGGGUGCCACGCUGGGCGAGGCCACGAGCGGGGGCGACGGGGAGGGCGAGGUGCCUUUGGAGGUGCCGCAGCCAACGCCCGGAUGGACCGCCACGGAGGUCAACCCGUGA